Molecule: messenger RNA, 540 nt
Organism: Tigriopus californicus
Lineage: Eukaryota; Metazoa; Arthropoda; Copepoda; Harpacticoida; Harpacticidae
Product: ATP synthase-coupling factor 6, mitochondrial-like
Exons: 2
Coding region: 83-403 (106 amino acids)
Biological process (GO): proton motive force-driven ATP synthesis
Molecular function (GO): proton transmembrane transporter activity
Source: RefSeq, a predicted model, not a curated record
ACAAACUGGGACAAUCAGCUGUCGAUUGCUUGUGGAGACUCUGCUUCUGACUUCCAUUCACUCUAAGGGUUCCGCAGACACAAUGUUGUCCCAAUCCUCGCUCCGUUUGGCCUCGUUCGCCCGCAUCACGGUUCGACGGAACUUUGGCCUGGCCGCUCCCUUGGCUCAAAAAGCCAGUGACCCCAUCCAGCAGUUGUUUGUGGACAAGGUGCGCGAAUAUGCGGACAAGAAGACCAAGUCCGGCGGAAAAUUGGUGGAUUCCGACGCCAAAGUCGAGGCUGAGUUGAACAAGGAAUUGGAAAAGGUGGCUGCUCAAUAUGGUGGUUCGAAGGGUGAUGACAUGACCAAGUUCCCCGAAUUCAAGUUUGCCGAACCCGUAUUGAGUGACGUUGACCUGAAGUAGGAUGAGCUUCUCGAGGAUCUCCUUGAUCGUGUUGAAUAACUUUUACGCAAAUGAAACUCUCACCAUACAUAGUCUUCGGCCUCGGAGUCAGUCUUGAUUCCGAGACGUCAUGAUUAAGAAUAUAAGAUACAAACUUG